Molecule: messenger RNA, 444 nt
Organism: Aspergillus sclerotioniger CBS 115572
Lineage: Eukaryota; Fungi; Ascomycota; Eurotiomycetes; Eurotiales; Aspergillaceae
Exons: 2
Source: RefSeq, a predicted model, not a curated record
AUACAGCAGGCUCUAUUUACAGAGGAAGAGGUCCGGCUAGCAACAGAGCAGCACUCGAAAUACCUAAAAACAACCAAGGUUAACAUCUAUCAAAUCCAUUUCAAUCCUCCGUUACCCAGAGAGCUCAACCCUAAAAAUAUAGAUCAAUUCUAUAAAAUCUUCCACAAAAACCAAUAUCACCACCUAAAUAUUGAUAAUCACAUUCUGGUAAUCAUAUCUCAGCAAGACCUCACUAACACAUUACAGAAGACAAAUAUUCUUCUGCUGACUAAUAACCCACAACCAUGUCCCCAACUGGGGUUGGGGAUAGGGCAAUUACAGGCCCUCCAUGGCCGUCAUCAUGUACAAGCCAGAGCUAACGUGCUUCCUCCUACCAAUCAUUGGUGGACGGUUAACCUCUAUAAGAAUAGUAUGUAUUAUACAUUUUAUUUUUCCAUUCUCUAA